AUGUCUAAAGAAGGUGAUUACGCUGCAGUAGCGGAGGCUAUCCGCAAAAUUAUUCCCAAGGAGGGCUACGAUGAUGGCUCUGCUGGUCCCGUUCUCGUCCGUUUAGCAUGGCACGCCUCGGGUACCUACGACAAGGCUAGCGACACUGGCGGGUCGAAUGGCGCUACCAUGCGUUACAAGCUUGAGGCUGACGACGGCGCCAACUCCGGUCUCGAGUAUGCGCGUGCCUUCCUUGAGCCCAUCAAGCAGCAAUUCCCUUGGAUCAGUUACGCCGACCUCUGGACGUUUGCCGGCACGGUUGCCCUUGAGUACAUGGGCGGCCCCAAAAUUCAGUGGAAGCCAGGUCGCGUUGACUACGCCGAUGACUCCAACGUGCCCCCCAAUGGCCGCUUGCCAGACGGUGCUCAAGGCGCUGAUCAUUUGCGCCACAUCUUUUACCGUAUGGGUUUCAACGAUCAAGAGAUUGUUGCCCUCUCUGGUGCUCACAAUCUUGGCCGUACCCAUGCCAAUCGCUCUGGUUUCGAUGGUCCCUGGGUCCCCAACCCCACCCGCUUCAGCAACACAUACUUCAAGCUGCUUUUGAACGAGGAAUGGUACGAGGGCAAGUCCCCCGCAGGUGUCCGUCAAUUCUAUGACGAAGAUAAAGAUCUCAUGAUGCUUCCUACCGAUAUGGCGCUUAUUGAGGACCCCAAGUUCCGCUCGUGGGUCGAGAAGUACGCCAAGGAUAAGGAUGCUUUCUAUGAGGAUUUCGCUAAGGUAUUCGCCAAGUUGCUCGAACUUGGUAUCAAGCGUGGCCCCGACGGCAAGGCAGUUGUCAAUGUUCUUAAAGCUGAGGCCAAGCUCUAA
Molecule: messenger RNA, 846 nt
Organism: Wickerhamiella sorbophila
Lineage: Eukaryota; Fungi; Ascomycota; Dipodascomycetes; Dipodascales; Trichomonascaceae
Product: Putative cytochrome c peroxidase, mitochondrial
Exons: 1
Coding region: 1-846 (281 amino acids)
Biological process (GO): cellular response to oxidative stress; hydrogen peroxide catabolic process; response to reactive oxygen species
Molecular function (GO): heme binding; peroxidase activity
Source: RefSeq, a predicted model, not a curated record